CAUCACGUGCACACCUUUCCUCUUCCAAAAUCUUCAAUUCAUCUGUCACUUUUCUUGUUCCAAUCACAAAAACUUCAAAAUCAAACCCUUGGAUCCAACAACAACAACAUCGUAUCCAAUCCAAUCCAUGAAUCUCACAACUCCCACCUAGAUUCCACCAACCCAACAUGGAUUUCGUCGAACUUGAAGCAAUCGAAGGCCUUCGUUGGUCCUGGAACUCAUGGCCAGUAUCAAGAACCGAAUCACACGAUCUGGUAAUCCCUUUAUCCAUCAUGCAAACUCCUUUGAUGAAAUUCACAGACCUCCCAUUAUUAUCUUACGACCCUUUGAUCUGUUCCCGUUGCGGGUCGGUUUUAAACCCGUACGCCCGUGUCGAUUACCCGUCUCGCAUCUGGGUCUGCCCGUUUUGUUACCAAAAGAACGCCUUUCCAAGAUCUUAUGCUGAAAUUGGGGAAAAUAAUAUCCCUGCUGAGCUUUUUCCAACUUAUAGUACUGUUGAAUAUCAGUUAGGGCAUCCGGGUUUGAUCAAUCCGGGUCGGGUCAGUUCAACCCCGGGCCGGGUGAACUCGAAUCCGGUUCAUAAUUGGGAAACUGGAAAUGGGUCUUUUUCGGGUUCGGUUAAGUUGGGUGGGUUGUCGUUUUCAUCAAGUUCGUUGUCGAGUUUGGAUCAACGAGGCGGGGGGAGAGGGGUGGGGAUGGGGUUGGGGAUGGGUCCGGUGUUUGUGUUUGUGGUGGAUGCGAGUUCGAGUGAGGAGGAGCUUCAAGCGCUUAAGAAUGAGUUGUUGUUGAUUGUUGCGCAGUUGCCGGAGAAUGCGAUGGUGGGGUUGGUUGUGUUUGAUUCGAUGGUGAGAGUGUAUGAUCUUGCGUUUACGGAUUGUUUGCGGGUGGUGCUUUUUCAUGGAGAGCGCGAGCUUUCGUCUAGCCAGAUCAUAGAUCUUCUGGGUACAAGGCAACAACUUGGAAAAACACAGGGUGUACAAAAACACGGUCUUAUUUUACCAAUUUCCGAAUGCGAGUUCAAUAUCGUAACAGCUAUCGAAGAUAUCCACCAUUCACCGCCACUCAAACCGGGUCAUCGGUCUCCACGCUGUACCGGUACCGCAAUACAAGUUGCCAUAGCCCUUCUAGAAGGAUGCUCGGUUCACACCGGAUCGCGUGUAAUGGUGUUCACAUCUGGGCCCGCAACCAUGGGCCCAGGUAUGGUUGCAAGCCCAGACCUUAAUAAUUCCAUCCGAACGCACCGAGACGUAAACAGCGGUCACGCCCCUUUCUAUUGGAAAUCGUGCGAAUUUUACAAACGAAUAUCGGAGAAAUUGACGGAUUUGUCCAUGGUUUUCGAUCUUUUCGCGUGUUCUCUUGAUCAAAUUGGAGUAACGGAGAUGCGGGCCCCCGUGGAGAAAUCGGGUGGGUUCAUAAUGCUGGCGGAAUCUUUUGAAUCGGAUCAGUUUAGAAAAUGCUUACGCCACAUUUUCAGGCGUGACGAACAAGGGUUUUUGAACAUGUGUUUUGAUGCGACGAUCGAGAUAGUUACGACUAAAGGUGUGAAAAUAUGUGGGGCGAUCGGUCCGUGUGUUUCUCUUCGUAAAAAGAACGCUUCGGUUAGCGAUAAGGAGGUCGGUGAAGGCGGGACCAACACAUGGAAGCUUGGAACAAUAACCGAUAAAACGUGCAUCGCGUUCUUUUUUCAAGUAAGUGAAGAACAAAGACCGCAGCCUGGGACCGCAUUUUUUAUACAGUUUAUAACAAAAUACCGACAUGGAAACAUGGGAAUUCGAAAGCGGGUUACGUCGGCAGCUAGACGGUGGGUUAGUGGUGGUGCACCGGAAAUCGCUGCCGGUUUUGACCAAGAAACGGCCGGUGCGGUGAUGGCUAGACUCGCGGUUCACGAAACCGGGAAGAAUUUCCCUCGAGAGGUGGUGAGAUGGCUCGAUAAGGAGCUGAUUCGUUUCGCGUCAAAGUUCGGGGACUACAUUCCGGAAGACCCGUCAUCGUUUCGUCUUUCGACGAAUUUCUCUCUCUACCCGCAGUUCAUGUAUCACUUACGAAGGUCUCAGUUUAUCGACGUGUUCAACAGCAGUCCGGAUGAAACCACGUUUUUUCAGGUGAUGUUGAACCGUGAAGGGGUCGUGGGGUCGUUAAUAAUGAUUCAACCGACUCUUUCCCAGUAUUCAUUCGACGGGCCUCCGAUUCCCGUUCUAUUAGAUGUUUGCUCUUUGUCGCCGGAUGUAAUUCUGCUAUUUGAUUCCUACUUUUACGUCGUUAUUCACUACGGGUCGAAGAUAGCUCAAUGGAAGAAGCUGGGCUAUGACCGGGACCCGAACCAUGAGAGUUUUCGAAAGCUGUUGGAAGCACCGGAGGUCGAGGCAGAGCAGCUCGUGAGUCAACGGAUCCCGGUUCCGAAGCUCAUCAAGUGUGAUCAGCAUAGUAGUCAGGCUAGGUUUCUUUUAGCCAAAUUGAACCCUUCGGUUACGCACAAGUCGAGUUAUGUGGUUGAGGGGUCCGAGGUUAUCAUGACCGAUGAUGUGAGUUUGCAAGUGUUUAUCGAGCAUUUGCAAGAACUGGCGGUUCAGGGUUGAUUGAAUGUCGGUUUUGUUGUUGAUGUUGUUGUAGUAUAGAUAUGUUGUUUCUGCUCUAGUGACGGUUUUCACGAGUCGAUAUAGGAAAAAGUAUUGUGUAUUACGGUUCGGUUUGGUUCAGUUUUAGUCGUAACUAGAAGUUUUGGUUAUUGAAAACUGGAAAACAGAAUCGGAAAAUGUUUUUUUUGCUUAGGUAACCUAGGAGUGUUCAUUAUUCGUUUUUAAAAACCAAACCGAACCAAAACCGAUUGAAUUUGAACAGAAUUGCAAAUUUGGUUU
Molecule: messenger RNA, 2855 nt
Organism: Helianthus annuus (common sunflower)
Lineage: Eukaryota; Viridiplantae; Streptophyta; Magnoliopsida; Asterales; Asteraceae
Product: protein transport protein SEC23
Exons: 2
Coding region: 168-2576 (802 amino acids)
Biological process (GO): intracellular protein transport; COPII-coated vesicle budding; endoplasmic reticulum to Golgi vesicle-mediated transport
Cellular component (GO): COPII vesicle coat; endoplasmic reticulum exit site
Molecular function (GO): GTPase activator activity; zinc ion binding
Source: RefSeq, a predicted model, not a curated record